Molecule: messenger RNA, 1458 nt
Organism: Adineta ricciae
Lineage: Eukaryota; Metazoa; Rotifera; Eurotatoria; Adinetida; Adinetidae
Source: the annotation of a GenBank genome assembly
AUGAAUACAUUGUGCAUUAAUCUCUUAAAUAUCGCUGUCUUUAGGCUAAAGACAAAACGAAGAAAUUUUUUUGCUUUUAUCAUUUUAGUGGCCGAACGCAAGAGAAAUACUGCUGAUUCAUUUCAAAACGAAGAAAGAAAUUGUACGUAUAAAAAGAAAGAAAGAGCCAUAGUCGUGUAUUUUGAUCUGAUCGACACACAAAUAGAGAAGUCGGAAAAUAUGCCGAUGUUAUCAACACAACAAAAAACCACGAAAAUGGAUAGUGUUACAAAAGUUGAAACCAUACCAAUUAACGGUCACAAGGAAUCCCCUGUCAAAAGCGCUUUAAUAAAUAUACGUAGUGUUCUAUAUGCUGUGAUUUUUGGUUUAUUGUUUGGAUUCUUCAUAAAUAAAGGAACAGUGUUUGUCGCUCCUACUAUUCGCAAGCAAAUGUUGUUUCAACGGUUUGCAAUGUUAAAAAUGUUUCUCGCUGCUGCUGGAGUGUCUAUGUUGAGCGUGGCUUUACUGGUGCUCUGUUGUGGUGCUCUAUAUGCAAAAAUUCUUGCCAGCUAUAUUGAGCACAAUAGUCGUCGAGACAUUCUUCAUUACAUGUUGGGAGGUACUCUGAUCGGUAUAGGAAUGGUUAUAUGUGGUAGUUGUCCAGGCACAGUUUUUGUUCAGAUUGGUUCGGGCAUUAUCAAUUCUCUCUUUACUGCGUUGGGUGGUCUUCUCGGAACGUAUUUUUACUACAUAUUGAUUCAUGAACGUGUUUCGCGAGAAAAACUACCACCAACAUCACUUGUUCUUCGCCGUUUGAACGAAGUGUUACAUGUUCAUAGUGUUAUUGUUCAUGUCGUUUUUGGUCUUGGUCUUCUUGGCAUAGCUGUAGGCUUAGAAUUCGUUAUUCCAUGGAAAUCCGAUUUGAAUCCUAGACUACUAGCGCAAGGUACUCUUAAUCCAGAUGAUGCUAUUGGUUAUAUUUUCGGCAUGGCUGCAUGGCCACCCUCAGCUUGCGGUGCUGGUGUUGGUCUUUUACAAUUAUUCUUUAUGUUCUUCCUUGAAAAAUCACUGGGAAUGUCAUCAGCAUUUACUGUAGUUGCUGCUCAAAUAUGUCGUAUUAAACCGAUUGGUCGAGCAUUGCCAUCAUUGAAUUCAUUCGCUUAUGGAGUCAAGAAUUAUGUCGCAUUUCUUGUUGCAUUAGGUGCUAUUGGAGGGAGUGCUUUGUCAUCCAGUCUGUCACAAACAAUUCCACUUGGUGCAGAAAAUGGAACAAAUAUAUUUAGUAGCAUCCUUGGUGGAUUUUUAUUAUUAUUAGGAGCACGAUGUGCAGGUGGUUGUACCAGUGGACAGGGAAUUUCAGGUAUGACACAUCUUCUGCUUGGUUCAUUCCUGACAACAGCAUGUAUCUUUGGUGGUGGCAUUGCCUUUGGUUUUAGUAUUUAUCUUGGUAGAAGCGAAUGGUAUUUUUCCGAUCUAUAA